Molecule: messenger RNA, 2453 nt
Organism: Carica papaya (papaya)
Lineage: Eukaryota; Viridiplantae; Streptophyta; Magnoliopsida; Brassicales; Caricaceae
Product: hyperosmolality-gated Ca2+ permeable channel 1.7
Cellular component (GO): plasma membrane
Molecular function (GO): calcium-activated cation channel activity
Source: RefSeq, a predicted model, not a curated record
AUGGCCAGUUUUCAAGAUAUUGGUUUGUCAGCAGCGAUUAAUCUUCUGUCUGCAUUUGCAUUCCUUGUGGCAUUUGCAAUUCUAAGGCUUCAGCCGGUUAAUGAUAGAGUUUACUUCCCGAAAUGGUAUCUGAAAGGGAUAAGGGGCAGUCCAACGCACUCUGGAGCCAUUGUUAGCAGAUUUGUCAACUUACACUGUAGUACAUAUAUAAGGUUUCUCAAUUGGAUGCCUGCAGCACUUAGAAUGCCACAACCUGAGCUCAUUGACCAUGCAGGACUUGAUUCGGUUGUCUUCAUUCGUAUUUAUCUUCUUGGCUUGAAAAUGUUUGUGCCCAUAACUUUACUAGCUUUUGCGGUUUUAGUGCCUGUCAACUGGACAGGGGGAACACUAGAGCACAUCAAGGAUUUGACUUUCAGUGAUAUUGAUAAGCUAUCAAUAUCUAAUGUUCCAUCUGGAUCGAAAAGGUUUUUGGCACAUUUGGUUAUGUCAUAUGUCUUCUCGAUCUGGGCAUGUUAUGCAUUAUACAUGGAAUACAAGCAGAUAGCUGCUAUGAGGUUGCGAUUUCUGGCAUCAGCCGAUCGUCGCCCUGAUCAGUUUACAGUUCUUGUAAGAAAUGUCCCACCAGAUCCAGAUGAAUCAGUUUGUGAGCAUGUCGAACAUUUUUUCUGUGUAAAUCACCCAGAUCACUAUCUUCAGCAUCAGGCUGUUUACAAUGCCAAUAACCUUGCAACGUUGGUGGCGAAAAGAAAGAGUUUUCAGAAUCGGUUUACAUAUUACAAUAACAAACAUGAGAGAAAUCCUUCAAAGAGACCCACCACAAAGACAGGUCUAUGGGGUCUUUGGGGGACUACAGUGGAUGCUAUUGAUUACUAUGCUUCUGAGAUUGAGAAGCUGACUGAAGAAGAACGCACAGAAAGAGCAAAGAUUAUGAGUGAUCCUAAAUCUAUAAUUCCAGCAGCAUUUGUUUCAUUCAAAUCUCGAUGGGGAGCAGCUGUUUGUGCUCAAACUCAGCAAUCUAGUAAUCCAACUAUUUGGUUGACAGAAUGGGCUCCUGAACCUCGUGAUGUUUAUUGGCAUAAUCUUGCAAUUCCAUAUGUUGAACUUACAAUUAGAAGACUGCUUAUGGCUGUUGCACUUUUUCUGCUUAUUUUCUUCUUCAUGAUCCCAAUUGCAUUUGUUCAGUCUCUUGCCAACAUUGAAGGGAUUCAGAAGGUUUUCCCUUUUUUGAAGCCACUGAUAGACCUGAAGACUAUAAAGUCUCUCACUCAAGGCUUUCUUCCAGGGAUUGCACUGAAGAUAUUUCUUAUCUUACUUCCAACAAUUCUCAUGACCAUGUCAAAGAUCGAAGGAUUCACAUCACUUUCAACAUUAGAGAGAAGAUCAGCUGGGAAAUAUUUUUGGUUCAUACUUGUCAAUGUUUUCCUUGGAAGCAUUGUUACGGGGACAGCAUUUCAGCAACUUAAAUCUUUCCUUGACCAGCCCCCAACAGAGAUUCCAAAAACUGUUGGCGUUUCAAUCCCAAUGAAAGCCACAUUCUUCAUUACAUACAUAAUGGUUGAUGGUUGGGCUGGAAUUGCAGCAGAAAUCCUCAGACUGGUACCACUAAUAGUGUUUCACCUGAAAAAUACGUUUUUGGUUAAGACAGAUCAAGAUAGAGAGCAAGCAAUGGAUCCUGGUAGCUUGGACUUUGCAAUAUGUGAACCUCGAAUUCAAUUAUAUUUCUUGCUGGGGCUUGUAUAUGCGGUUGUUGCACCUAUACUUCUGCCUUUCAUCAUCGUCUUCUUUGCUUUUUCCUACAUUGUGUUUCGUCAUCAGGUUAUCAAUGUCUAUGACCAAAAAUACGAGACAGGGGCUGCAUUCUGGCCAGAUGUGCACCGGCGCUUGAUUAUCUGUUUAAUAAUUUCUCAACUUCUUCUCAUGGGUUUGUUGAGCACAAAGAAGGCUAUGCAGGCAACACCUCUGCUCCUUGCUCUGCCUAUUUUGACCAUCUGGUUUCAUAAAUAUUGCCAGGGGCGCUUUGAAUCUGCAUUUGUGAAAUUCCCCUUACAGAAUGCAAUGGUGAAGGACACGCUCGAGAGAGCAACCGAACCAAGCCUAAAUCUAAGAGCCUAUCUACAAGAUGCUUACAUACACCCAGUGUUUAAGGGCGGUGAAAUGGAGAGACCGAAGGUAGUCGACGAGGAGGAGAGCAGCCCACUUGUUCAAACGAAAAGGAAUUCUGUUAAGAGCAGCAAAAACAAUUCGGAAUCGGGCAAUGAAGGUGUAACUCCAGAUUUGUAAAGAAAAUUUUAUUGUUAUUAUCAUCAUCCUCUUUGCUGCCUUUUUCCUUUUUGCGUAAAUGAAUUAUUUAGCAGCAAAAAUUGGAGGCAAAUGUUGUUGGGUAUGUGUGAAUAAACAUAUUCCACUUACCUGCAUCUUACAAAUUGGUACCUCCUAGUUUUAUACCUUGUAAA